CCACCACCACCACCACCACCAUCACCAUCACCACCACCACCAUCAUCACCAUCACCACCACCACCACCACCACCAUCACCAUCCCACCCCACCAUCAUCAUACCACCACCAUCACCACCACCAUCAUCAUAACUCCAACUACCA
This is a messenger RNA of Engraulis encrasicolus (European anchovy), 144 nucleotides long. RefSeq lists its product as uncharacterized. Gene Ontology annotation, biological process: G protein-coupled receptor signaling pathway. Lineage: Eukaryota; Metazoa; Chordata; Actinopteri; Clupeiformes; Engraulidae. Gene Ontology annotation, cellular component: membrane. The record is from RefSeq and is a predicted model, not a curated record. The transcript has 2 exons. Gene Ontology annotation, molecular function: histamine receptor activity. The annotation marks the transcript as partial.